ACCGCACAAUACGUUAUUCCAUCUUAAACAAGAUUGGUGGUAGGUGAAACAAAGCUGAAAGGCACCUGUCUUUGUUUGUAAAGCCACAGUAAUUUGCUUUUGCUACCAUCCACAUAAUCUGAGAAUAGACUAUGUGUGAACAUUUGUUAGCACCAUUUCAAUUACAGACAUAGGCGAGAUAUCUAGUUAAAAAUCUACAUAUAUAUACUCUCUCAGACAUGGAACAUGAGCCAGCAUACAAUGAAAAACGAAGUAUUCUUACCCAAGGGGCCCUGCCAAUUAUUGCUGAAUCAGACGAAACUUCGAGAUUAGAUGGAGAGAAUCUAAGCGAUCUUGAAGAAACAUUCUCACUGUUUGAUGUUGACGGGAAUGGAAUGAUAUCACUUCAAGAGUUAACUUCGGUGUUACAAUCACUCGGAAAAGAGUUUGCAGAAGAAGACAUCAAAGAGAUGCUUGAAAUAGCUGACAAAGAUGGCGAUGGUCAAAUUGGCUUCGACGAUUUCCAUGACUUGAUGAAAGAAACAAUUCUUCGUGGAAUUCAGGAAGACGACCUGCAAGAGGCUUUUGAUGUAUUGGAUUCAGACAAGGAUGGAUUCAUAACGCCUUUAGAAAUGCAUCAGUCUUUGAUAAAUAUCGGUGAAUCUGUGACCAUAGAAGAAGCGUUAGAAAUCAUAACAGAAGUCGACUUGAAUGGUGACGGGCUCGUCGAUUUUGAAGAAAAAAAACCAAAAAUGAGCUACUGGGGCAGCAGUUACUCUUUGCUUGGGAAAGAAAAAAAGGAAGUGGAUGGCGAAGAAGAUGAGAACGAAAAGGAUUUGAGAGAAAGUAUGAGUAUCACCAAAGUGCAAAUGGAAGAAUUGAAAGAGUGCUUCAAAAUAUGCGACAAAAGCGGAAAAGGAUACGUAACCCCAGAGGAGUUCAAAGCUGUGAUGCAAUCUGUUGGAUAUACUGUUGAUAAUGAUGAUAUACGGGAAAUUUUCCAUGAGAUCGAUGACAACAGUAGUGGACACAUUGAUUUCAUAGAGUUUUUGCAAUUGAUGAACAAGAGUAUAAAAGAGCCGAUCACUGAAGAGAAUAUUCGUCAAUGUUUCGAAGUUUUUGAUAAAGAUGAAGUUGGGUAUAUCACGAUUAAGGGGCUGGAUGCAGUGUUUACAAGUUUAGGACAAAGUCGAACGGAUGAAGAACUUAAAGAUAUGUUAAAAUUUUUCGAUGCAAACAACGAAGAAGGACUUAUUGAAUAUGAAGUUUUCAGAAGCUACUUGGAUAAAGAAAAACUUCUGAGAAGACGGGAAAACGUUGGCAAUGAAACGGAUAACAGUUGGAAUAAUCAGCCAUAUGCUCCAGAAUCUGUGAAAAGCAAUCCAAGCAGUAAGGGCCGUUGAGCGACAUCCCAAAACAAAUAUGAUGACGUGGUGACAAUAUCGUGCAUUUAUUAGCAUUAGCCAUAAAAGUAUUUACUUUUCCGUUUGGCCCAGAAAAAUGUCUAUGUUUCGUGUAUUAGAUACAUAGCUGACAUACCAAAAACCUUUGAGCAAUCCAUAGAAAUAUAUCUGACCUCUACUUAUUCAACAGUUAUGUAACAGGUAUUUAUCUUAAGAUCUCAUGAUCUUGGCAAUCGACAAAGAUUGAACCCAUUUAUAUAGAGCCUAGCCUUGCACAUCUUUUACAUCACAAUUCCUGUCAGUGCAUUUCCAUCAAUACCAUAAGUUGUGAAGUAAAAACACCCCCAGUUUGACAAUCUAUGCCUUAGGUAUGGCAUAGUUUUUACUCCUUUUGUCAGAGAUGUCAUGGACACGCAUGAGGGCAUCAAAACUAGCAGACUUUACCCGCUGCACUCAUGCCUCGUUAAGCUUCUCCAAAAAUGAAUCCUGUCUUUAACCUGGAUAGAUCAUUCUAGAAAUAUCUAGUUUUGAUGUAAGCUACCACUUAAAAGUUCUAUCUUGUUUAUCAGUGAAAAUGGUAUUUUCAUGAAAGCUGAAAGCUUGACGUCUCUUUUCUGCGUUUUAUAUAACACGAGGCUUGUUAAAACGUACCAUCUGGGUCACCUAUUUGGUAACAGUAGAACACAUAGAGGGUUUCUCAGGGAGGGAUCUGUAUUGAAUUUAUACUGAAGGCGAGACUUUCCUUGGGUAAUGAUCAAUGGGAAGUUUUUAAGUAUGUUCAAUAGAGUUUGAAAAGUAUCCAACAAAGCAUUGCAUACAGUAGAAUAUCUCUUACAUGAAAAUAACAUAUACAAAAUUGCACAGUUUUACUACAAAAACUAAAUAAAAGACAAUCCUGUAUUUUAUUAAUUGUUUUACCAGUUUCAAUUGCAAAGAAAAUUAUCAUAGAACAAAAUAGAUAUUGGUAGAUGUGAAGGAAUUUUAUUGCAAUAGAUAGAAUGAUUAUGUGGAAAAUUCCUUCUGCAAGCUUUAUCUAUCAACAUCUAAUUCAAUCUACUUCUUGUCUAACAGUUUUAUCUCAAUGUUAUCACUGUACGAAUAAGCCCUGCAGCAUAAUCUAUUGCUUUUUGAGCUAUCGAACAAAAAAAGCUUUUAUAAGAGUUGAAAUUCUUCCUUUUUUAAAUCAAUCUGGUUAUCGGAUUUCUUAGCCAAUGUAGUUCAGCGUGUUGUCGUCGAAUGAAUUAUCAUGAAGACUUAGGCUUGAUGCGUCGCAAUUACUCCCAUCCCAUUUUCAAACAUGUAAAAGCUUCGAGUAUUUCUUGAGGUUUUAGGGUGAUGUACAGUACAGUCCUUUGUUUGAGUUUUUAAUUUUUUAGUCAUUCUAUGGCUCGGUUUUUCUUAUAGACGCUUUCUUAAAAAAAUUAUGUAAUUUGCAAAGAAAUCUCUCCUGUGCGAGGCUUGUUUACUGGCAUCCGAUUUAAAAAUUUAUGUUACGCUAAUUAUCAAAUUUGUGACAAGGAAUAC
Molecule: messenger RNA, 2906 nt
Organism: Rhopilema esculentum
Lineage: Eukaryota; Metazoa; Cnidaria; Scyphozoa; Rhizostomeae; Rhizostomatidae
Cellular component (GO): myosin II complex
Molecular function (GO): calcium ion binding
Source: RefSeq, a predicted model, not a curated record